UACGCUAGCUGCUCGUUGUUCCUCUAUAUUCUUUGGUUACACGCAUACACACACACACACGCAACGACGGUAGAGCAAUAACAGUACGAUCAUUCUGCCUUUUUCAAAAGUCACAAAUAUUAAUUGUUUUGUUUAUGAUCGCGAUUUAUAAAACAUGAAGGUUUUAGUUACCAGUACUAACGGGCAAUAUAUACAACUUGAUGUAAGCCCAGACAUAGAGUUAGAAAAUUUCAAGGCCCUCUGUGAGAUUGAAACGGGUGUGAAUUCACAAGAAAUACGCCUUAUCCACGCGGGUAAGGUGCUGGAGGACAACAACAAAACGUUGGAACAAUACGGCGUAAAGGAUAGCGAUAUGAUUUUGUUGCAACCUUUAGGGGAGUCAGCUACCCGACAACAACGAGGUGCACCAGCACAAAGCACAGGCAUUGGAAUAGACUUCAGCCGGAUAUCGGUACCAGGGGCAUCUAACCAGCUGAGGACACCCCAGCCUAGAGUAUCGCAGCCUAGAGUGGCAAGCCCUACUCCUGCAGUACUACGCGACUCUCUGCUAGCUAACCCUGACCAAGUAGCUUUACUUAAGCAAAGAAAUCCAAGGCUAGCAGAUGCUCUCCUCAGUGGCAGUCUAGAUCAAUUUACAACUGAACUUGAGAGACAAAGAAGAGAACAAUCGGAGCGAGAUAGGGAGCAUAUAAGAAUGGCAACGGCAGAUCCCAUGGACCCCUCAGCUCAGGAAAAAAUUGCAGAAACUAUAAAACAAAACAACAUAGAUGCCAACAUGGAGGUUGCAAUGGAACAUGCCCCAGAGAGCUUUGGUCAGGUAAUCAUGCUGUACAUCGAUUGCAAGGUCAAUGGUCACCCGGUCAAAGCAUUUGUCGAUUCAGGUGCCCAAAUGACCAUCAUGAGUGCAGAGUGUGCCAAGCGUUGUAACAUCAUGCGUCUAGUUGACAAGCGCUGGGCUGGCAUUGCUAAAGGUGUUGGUGUGCAAAAAAUUAUCGGCAGAGUUCAUUUAGGCCAAAUACAGAUAGGACCAGAUUUUCUUCAGUCAUCCUUUUCCAUUCUUGAAGAUCAGCCAAUGGAUAUGCUUCUUGGUUUAGACAUGCUCAGAAGACACCAGUGUAGCAUUGAUCUUGAGAAGGUUGUCUUAAGAAUAGGAACAACAGGAACAGAGACCCCAUUCCUUUCAGAAGCUGAACUGCCACCAAGUUCUCGGCUCAACCGUUCAGCUGCACUUGGCGAUUCAGUAACCACAGCUGAAGACAGAGACAUUGCUGAAGCCCUUUCUAAGUCUGUUCGUGAGUCUACAGAUGGUGAACCCUCUACUUCUUCUGGGUUUUCAUUGCAAGACAUAGACAAGAUCACAAACCUUGGAUUUUCCCAGGAACAGGCUAUAGAAAAACUAACUCUAUAUGAUGGAAAUAUUGAAAAAGCCACCAAUGCACUUCUUGCUAAUUCUUAUGGUAAUGCAGGUGAGGAUUCUUCUAGAGCAACCUUCUCAGACAGUGACAUUAAAAAAAUUACUGAUGCUGGAUUUUCCAGAGAGGAUGCUAUUGCGCAAUUGCAAAGCAAUGGCGGCGAUGUAUCACUUGCUAUCGCAGCCUUGUUAGCAAAAUCACUGAAGGUACCAGGACAAUAAGAAUGUAGCUACAUGUCAGAUAAAACAGAUGAUUCUGUUUUAAGGAUUUUAACAGUUGUAGUCGAAGGAUAAGCCGUUGAAGAUGAACAUUUUGAUAUUGUGGGUUCUUCAACUAUAUUCACAAGUUACAGUAAUAUAAUCUUUGUUUAUAAAGAGAGACUCGGGGAUAGUGCAGUUACAUCUAGGGCUAUCAAUUGCCUAUAUUUCAACACGUAUCAUAGAAAUGUACGUAAAUCUACUAUCGAUACAGAAAAUGUUGAAUAAUGCUAUACUAGUGGGAACAUUGAGUAUAAAUGUAGCAUUGAAGGAUUAGUGGAAAUGAAUUUUGACAACAAAUUUUGUAGGAAGAAGUAAAGUAUUCUUUUUUACACAAAACUGAAUUGCCAACAGUUGUGGGAGAACUUGGUAGCAAUGGAAAUGCUGUAUGAAGAAGUAAUUUCAUUUUCCCUUUUUUUACAAAAGUAAACAAAAAUCUUUAAAAAAAGCGAAAGCUUAAUAAAUUAUUUGUAUGGUACAUAUAUUCAACUGCUUUUAAUGAAAAUAUAUGAUGUAAAGGCCUGUUUAUACUUCAACGAUAACAAUAAAAAAUCUGGAAAGCAAUUGUUCAUAUAGAAAAUAAAAGAAUUAAAAGAGAGGUUUUUACACCUGAAUGAUUCGAUAACGAUUUAUCAGUUAUGUGAUAACAACAUGUUUUGACAAAUCAAAUCAUAAUCAUGGAAAAACAUUAAAAUCGUAGUAGUAGAUUUUUAUCGUUUUUCCAUGAUUAUGAUGUCAUCUGAUUUGAUUUGUUAAAAUAUUUUGUUAUUGUAUACACGAUAAAUCUCGUAUUUCUUUUGUUUUCUAUGUCAACAAUCGCUUUUUAGCUAUUUUAUCGUUAUCGUUGAUGUAUAAACAAGCCUUAAGCCUAUUUUUUAAGUGGACCAAAGUAUUUAUAUGUUGUUAUUGUACUGUAUAUUCAUAUUCAAAUAUGCAAACUAUGGCACAUGUCAUUAUUUUAAGACUAUCUUAUUGUUAAAAUAUAAUAAAUGUUGGUGUUUUAUAAUUUAGAAGCAUAUAGAUGGGAAAACUGUUUUUCUAGAAGUUUCAAUUUUGAUGAUUCCACCAGUAUGAGAUUUUAUAUUUUAAUUUUGUCGGCUUUCCCACAAUUCCACAGAUCAAUUAAUAUGUACAAUUGAAUGUAAAAACAAAUUUGUCUGAAUUAACACAAAAAGUAAAUAUCAUUCCCAAAUUUAAAAUGCACAUUGAAAAUAGGGGUUGUAUAUUGCGUAACUAUACAUCAUUCAGAGAAAGCUGAAAGUGCUUAAAAAAGAAUAUUGGUUCGGUACCAAAAUAGUUACCUAGAUUUAUCCAUUCUCAGGAGAUUCUUAAAGUAAAUGUUUGAGUUUGAGCGAUUGGUGCAGCAGCUGCAAUUUGAACUUUGAACCUUAAAGGUUGGAGGUUCAAAAUCUCGCUGUGAAUUUUGCUUUUGCCCUUGUGCACUGUACCUUUUGGUUGUCUGUCGCAACCAAUAGUUUGCAGCUAGGCUUAGGUGCUAUUUACUAGCUGCAAUUUUAUAUGGCAUUCUCCACCAGGGUGCUGAAGCCCCUUCCAGGCUAUAAAAGUUUACUUGACAAAAACAUGCGACAUGCAUGAAUAUGUUCAUGAUGAAAUCGCAAUAAUGACUCUGUGUAGGCACAUCAUGACAGGCAUAACAACAUUUUUUUUGUCAAACAAAAUUUUAUGGUGUGGACAAAUCAUUAGUAUGUGUUCCAUUGUUUGAUCCAAUGACCAGGGAUAACAAUGUGAGGUACAUAGAUAACACAUUUUACAUAAAAGUUGGCUCGACUUGGAAACUGAUGCCUUUGAUAUUGUAAUAGGAACAUUUUAUUAACUCUUUUUUGAUGAUUUUUUUUUUAGUCUGGUGAAAUUUAACUUGCUUGAUCUACAAGUGUUUUAUUAUGGUCAUUGUGUAUCACUAUGCCAAUGUACGGUGUGAUUUUUUUUCUCUACAAACCCACACUGUACCACACUGCCUCUUGUUAACCGUCCUCCUCAGAUGUGUACUAAAUUAUGACAUUGUUUUACAGCCUGCAUGAAUACAUGCAUGUACUAUAUUCUUUAUUACUGUAUUCAUCUUGACUUGUUCAAACAGUAUGUUGUUUAUAUGCCCGUCUUUAUUAUAUCCAACACAUCACAAAGAAUGCAUGUUAUGUAGUGAAAAUAAUUUUUAACCCUGACAAAUAAAAGAUAUGCAUAUAACUGUAGCGAGUUGACUGCAUGAUAUUAUAGUAUAACUAGGUUUCUUGACAAAAUGUGCUAAAGUAAAUAUUUCAUGAAUAUAUGAAUCAAUUAUG
Molecule: messenger RNA, 3966 nt
Organism: Anneissia japonica
Lineage: Eukaryota; Metazoa; Echinodermata; Crinoidea; Comatulida; Comatulidae
Product: protein DDI1 homolog 2-like
Exons: 9
Coding region: 155-1633 (492 amino acids)
Biological process (GO): proteolysis
Molecular function (GO): aspartic-type endopeptidase activity; protein binding
Source: RefSeq, a predicted model, not a curated record